AUGGAGACCAUCAAGCCGUUCGCACGCAGUCCGUGGGAGAAGAGGAUCGCCCGACUCCAGGAAAAGGACGUACCUAUGGCCCUUGCUGAAGGUGCACCGAAAAACCUUACAGUGAUUACCACAAGCACAUCGACGAGAAGCGACACGUUCGGUAUCGGCGUAACGACGAGGGCCCCGUGGGCCAUCUGGGCACCCGAGGGCUUCUUCACGGAAAAAGCCAGGCUAGAGCCACGAGACAAGCAGAACCCGUUUACGGCCGAGCUGGCAGCCAUGCACAAAGGUCUGGAUGCCCACGAUACGAUGCUCGACAAAGUCAGUAGAAUAGUGCGCAAGACAUCGAGACGCGUGGUAUUUCCCGUGACACAAUGUUUGGUGAUUGGUUGA
Molecule: messenger RNA, 384 nt
Organism: Verticillium dahliae VdLs.17
Lineage: Eukaryota; Fungi; Ascomycota; Sordariomycetes; Glomerellales; Plectosphaerellaceae
Exons: 1
Coding region: 1-384 (127 amino acids)
Source: RefSeq, a predicted model, not a curated record